AUGUCAACACAAACCGACUCACAAACAGUGGGCGCAUCGUCGUCCCUACCUGAUAGGCUGCAGUCUCCUACAUUACCAGUUCACCAUGUACAGACGCUUUAUAAACAGUCAAAUAAAUCGAAUUCGACGCAUUCGAGAAGUUUGAGUCAAUCAGCAACAACAUUUACAUUAGGGAAGCUAUCAUCAUCAACCGUGGUAUCAGUACCUGUACCUUCAUCCUCACCGACAUCACCCAUAUCACAAGAAUCUACUGCCCCGAUAAAACAAAUUAAACAUCGUAAAGCAUUCUCACUCUCCUCUUCCGCAUCUGUAAUAACCUUUCCUGAUGACUACCAAGUGUAUAAACACAACCCAAACACAUUGCCGAUACCAGUACUAUCAUCCUUAUCUUCGCCUGUACAUAACCAAGCAUCAAUCCAUCCAAAACCAAACCGAAAGUCGAGUUCUUUUUUAACCAUCCUCCAGCCAUGGGCACCGAUAAUUACAUGGGCAGUCAUAUCGUUGUGUACAUUAUGUUUUGUUGUCGUUUAUCGGAAGGAAGUCAUAUCGGCACUUGAAAGAUUGGCGAAAUAUGUCGAGGGAUUGGGUAUUGGUGGAGCCAUAAUUCUCUACGCUCUAAUCUAUAUUACAACUUUCCCACUCGUCAUCGGCUAUUCAACCUUGAUAACUCUUUCCGGCUUUGCAUUUGGUAUUGUUCGUGGAUUUAUAAUUUCCUAUUCCGCUGCAUUAUCAGGGGCUGUCACCGUGUUUGUGAUUUCGAGAAAAUGGGGUAAAGCGCCGGUUAGAAGGUUGUUGAGAAAGAACAAGCACAUGAGAAGUAUUGUCAGAGCAAUCGAGAAAAAAGGGUUUAAGCUCCUGUUUCUAAUACGUCUAGCGCCUUAUCCUUACAACGUUUUCAACACACUUCUUUCUGCUACCAAUAUUCCUCUCCAAACUUUUGCAUGCGCCACUGCACUCUCUCUUUCCAAACUUCUAAUUCACGUAUACAUUGGGUCGACAUUAUCUUCAUUCUCGGCUCAUUUCUCGAGCGAGGUACAUGAAGGUGAUGGGAGCGAAGGUGACACUUCUGCUUCCCCGUUGUCUACAGCCGAUAUAUUAAAAAUAUCUAUGGGAGUUACGGGUAUAGCCGUUGCUAUUGGAGUGGUGGUAUACAUUUGGCUUCUUGCUAGAAGAAUGGUCAAGGAGGUCGAGGGAGAUGAGGACAGAUAUGAUUUUGAAUAUGAAUAUUGUUACGAUGAGGAGGGGAAAAAGAGCGAUUGUAAUGUCGAUGAUCGAAGUGACUGUAAUGAUCGGGAUGCGCUGAUUGAGAAGGGAAAUCAACAUAGUGAAAGUGAGCUUCACGAAUGUGAGAAUUCUGGACUUUUGGUAGAAGAUAUUAAUCCAACAUCUACCAAUGAAUCUUCGCAUUCAAUAUUCUCCAACCCGUUCGAUCGCAGUGGUGGGGGUAAAUCUAAAGGUUCUACAAAUGAACAUAGAAGAACGGUUGGUUUUGUUAAUAGUACUACAAGCGGCGAACGUGGAUCAGUUUUUAAUACUAUUGAGGCUGUUGAUGAUGAAAGUGUAAAUAGUGACGAUUCUAAUGAGGCUGUUGAGAGAAUAGAUAAUCAGGAUGAUGGGUUGGUACAGUCAGUUGCGACUAGUCUAGAACUUGAAAUAGAAAAGCGUAGAGGAAGGGAAUUUGAAUUAUUAUACGAACAGGAAAAAAACAAAAGGCUUCGUGCUGAAAGUAUUUUCGACGCAACAACCCGAGGCCUCCCUAGCAUGUGGAAUGCAAUGGAACCAGAACGUCGUGAAACAUUGUGGUUUGCGCCUGCAAGAGAAGCACUCACGUUUGACCAACCACCAACAGGCAAUACCGAAAAAGACUAUCAAAAUUGGUUUACAAACAAAAUACUGACACAGUUAGAUGAUGAUGGAUCUGUUAAAGCAGUGGACAGCCAUCGGUUAAUGUUCCUCGACGGAAAAGCUCCUGAUAUCGCCACUCAUACUAAACGUUAUGCUUUAACUUCGCAUGCAAAGAACUGGGAACAAGUUACAGGAUUCUUGACAGAUUGUCAUCAUGUAAUGUUUGUUCGAGCUGCCAGGAAAGUGGAUGACUUGUCAUACAAUGUAUGGUAUUCUGAUCCAAUGAACUUGAACAACCAUGAUACUACUUGCUAUCUACAAGCACUUCUUAGUGAAAUUCAAUUCCACCCAAUGACAGGUCUGACAGUUGAUUUAGGUGACAUGAUUGCAUGUACAUCCACCUCUACUGUAUUUAGUGUUGUCAAUGAUGCAGUUGUCAAACUUGUAAAUCAGCCUGAUAUAUUACAUAAUGAGAUAAGAAUAUUAGAAAAAUUGCAUGACAUUUCUGGUGUAAUAAAACUUGUCAAUUUAUCUGAGAAAAUUGUGGAUAAGCUUCAUCUAUGCCACAGAAUUGGUGUAGUACAUGGAGAUGUACGACUAGCUAAUAUCCUCAUUGAUAAAGAUAACCAGGCUGUGUUAGUUGACUUUGGGUGUGGUUCAAUCAUAGGAGAGCUGUGGAAUGGCUGCGGUCCAAAUUUGCCCCUUCUCUCAUUCCGAUUAAUGAAAUCAAAGGCUCUACUUAUUCAACCCCAAGAUGAUCUCUUUAUGCUCACCCAAUCACUCUAUCUUCACUUGCACAAGGAAGAAAUGCUUGCAAGUGUGAAAGAUCUCAGUGAACACUCAAGUGUUCUUGAAUUUUGGGAGAAUGUGUUUUCAGAUAAGCAUUGGGGGAAGAUGCAAGUUUUCUGUGAAAAUUUAGAGUAUGAUGCCUUGAAGGAAUGCAUUUGCAGAUAUGACAUGAACCAUUUAGUCUGA
Molecule: messenger RNA, 2820 nt
Organism: Paraglomus brasilianum
Lineage: Eukaryota; Fungi; Glomeromycota; Glomeromycetes; Paraglomerales; Paraglomeraceae
Source: the annotation of a GenBank genome assembly